This is a messenger RNA of Lutra lutra (Eurasian river otter), 396 nucleotides long. RefSeq names its product G protein subunit gamma 8 (gene GNG8). The transcript is spliced from 2 exons. Bases 138 to 350 code for a protein of 70 amino acids. Gene Ontology annotation, cellular component: heterotrimeric G-protein complex. The record is from RefSeq and is a predicted model, not a curated record. NCBI's taxonomy places the organism in Eukaryota, Metazoa, Chordata, Mammalia, Carnivora, Mustelidae. Gene Ontology annotation, biological process: G protein-coupled receptor signaling pathway. Gene Ontology annotation, molecular function: G-protein beta-subunit binding.
ACGCUCUUCCACCCACAAGCCUGUCGCCGGGUCCCACUAUCACUGCCACCCUUACCUGGGGGCUCAGACUUGCCCCAGUCUAACCCUCUCGGCCCCCCACUCCCGCCCGGCUUUUAAACUCUUCCCCGCCCUCAGCCAUGUCCAACAACAUGGCCAAGAUCGCGGAGGCCCGCAAGACCGUGGAACAGCUGAAGCUGGAGGUGAACAUCGACCGCAUGAAGGUGUCGCAGGCGGCGGCCGAACUCCUCGCCUUCUGCGAGACGCACGCCAAGGACGACCCGCUGGUGACGCCGGUACCCGCCGCGGAGAACCCCUUCCGCGACAAGCGCCUGUUUUGCGUUCUGCUCUGAGUCUUCCUGACCGCUUACCCUCCCCUGCCAAACUAUGGAUCCAAUA